This is a messenger RNA of Talpa occidentalis (Iberian mole), 1366 nucleotides long. It is a transcript of the gene NGRN, whose product is annotated as neugrin, neurite outgrowth associated. The transcript has 3 exons. The record is from RefSeq and is a predicted model, not a curated record. NCBI's taxonomy places the organism in Eukaryota, Metazoa, Chordata, Mammalia, Eulipotyphla, Talpidae. The coding region runs from base 1 to 894 and encodes 297 amino acids. Gene Ontology annotation, cellular component: nucleus.
AUGGCGGGGCCCUUGAGCCGCUCGCUGCGCGGGCGCGUCCGUGCGGCCGUCGCUCGCUGUGCGCCGGCCACCCGCGGGGGGGCGGGCCCGGGCGCCGCCGGCCGCGAGCCGGACCCCGAUUCCGACUGGGAGCCGGAGGAGCGGGCGCUGCAGGAGGCGGCGAGCGCCCUGAGGCGGCAGAGGAAAGCCGUCCGGCUCCAGAAAGUCCGCAGGCAAAUGGAGGCGCCAGGAGCCCCGCCCAGGACCCUGACGCGGGAAGCCAUGGAGCAGAUCCGGUAUUUACAUAAAGAAUUUGCAGAAUCCUGGUCAGUUCCCAGAUUGGCGGAGGGCUUUGAUGUCAGCACUGAUGUGAUCCGAAGGGUAUUGAAAAGCAAGUUUGUACCCACAUUGGAACAGAGACUGAAGCAGGAUCAAAAAGUCCUUAAGAAAGUCGGGCUUGGCCACUCACUCCGCCUGCUCCAGGGCUCUGGGGAUGCCUCAAAGCCGCUUUCCGCAGGCUGCUCCGUGUCGGCCCCUUUGCUGAUGGCAGGGGAUGGAGUCUUUUCCAAAGGCCACAGUCACAACAUGGCUUUGAGAAUGACUGAAUCAGACACUCAAAUUGCACAUGCACCGAGGAGACAGAAGGGAAGGGAUAAAGGAACCCAGGUCCUGGGGCAGGAGUGCCGCGCGCCUGUGCCUGCGGCCAGGGACCGUCGGAGAGAGCCGCACGAGCGCCCCGCCAGUGCUGGUGAAGGCGCCGGUUCUGGAGGAACCGACGUUCCUGGACUGCCAGGUGACAGGAAGCCGGAAAAGUCGAAGAUGGGGGAGCCAGGUGACCAGAAUUUCAGCAGCAAAGUAGUGCAGAGGGGGCGAGAGUUCUUUGAUGACAACGGAAACUUCCUGUACAGAAUCUGAGCCGAGCCGGGCUUGUGGGAUGCUGCCCGAAGCACAGCUGGGCAAGUAUGUUUAGAGCUGCCUUGAUUCUGUGAAUGGAUCAUCUACCGUGGGAGAGGAAGAAAUGAUGAGCCUGGAAUUUGGGGGGAAACAGCUGCUUGGAUUUGAAUCUGACACAGCAGGGUGACAGGCUCGGCGAAGUGCAGCCUCCUGGGACAUUGCUCCUGGUCUGCCCGUGAGGACCCCUGCCCACGUCCUCCUGCCUGGCUCUGUAUGUGGCGGCCAGCUCGUUGCGUGUGUUGUUGGGAGUUUCUGAUCCCUGCAGUGUGGGGGAGGAAGUGAAAUGUGAAUCUUCUGACCUUUCCUUCUUGAUUCAUGAACGCUAAACAGUUCUGUUAGCUGGUUGUUUUCAUCGUGCAAAAUAAAGUGAAAUGUAGCAGCCUGUGGUUGGUGCUUCCAAGGCUGGGAGGGUUUGCCUGUGACUCUGGAGAGG